This is a messenger RNA of Paramuricea clavata, 11753 nucleotides long. The record is from the annotation of a GenBank genome assembly. NCBI's taxonomy places the organism in Eukaryota, Metazoa, Cnidaria, Anthozoa, Malacalcyonacea, Plexauridae.
AUGUUAUCUAGUUACAAAGGGACGAGGAACAGCAAGAUUGCAAAAUGCUACCCGCUUCCUGAUGUUGCACAGGUUGUGAUAGAUCCUGAUACUCAACGAAGAUACUUUCGAGGAAGACUGCUUGGCAAGGUUUGUAGAGAAUACAAAAUGUUUAAUUGCUACAUUUAAAUAUCUUAUAUGAUGUUACAAUUAUAAUGCAGCAUGCAUUCAUAAAAUUUGGACUUCAUUCUAAAUCUCUAUAUAUAUGUAUAUUGCAGUUGUGUUAAUUUGAUGUAUAACAAUUGCGCCCUUUCUACUUACAUUUAUUCUCAGGGUGGGUUUGCAAGAUGUUACGAAGUAACGGAUAUGAAAACCAAUCAAGGCUAUGCAUGCAAAGUAGUUGCAAAAGCGAGAAUAGCUAAACCACACCAGAGGAAAAAGGUAAAAAUAUCUUAAAUUCUGUUAAGUCUAGGCUCGAGUUGACCUACCAAAGCCAAGCUUCAAAUGUAGUAGGAUUUUAUCCAGAACGUGCUUUUCAAUUUAACUUAGGCAUAAAUGUGUAAACGUUUGCAGGACAAUUGAAGGACGAUUAAUACUGGAACUGCAUGUUAGUACUUUAGUAGUGUUAGUACUUUAGUAUUGUUAGUAGUAUAGUCUGCUAUAGAUCUCGACUUAUAGAUAUGAUAAAGAAUUAUAUUUAUAUUCUCAUGCCGUAGUUUUUUCUUGUGGUUAAUAUGUAGACCAUAUGUAACGGCUAUAAUUAAUUAACUUUUUAAUGAUUUGUAUAAAUAUAUAAUUUGCUCGACAGUCAUCGUAAAAAUAGUAAAUCCUUUAGGUUCAUUUUGGAUAUACAUUUUCUACACUUUUGUAUAUAGCGCAUGAAAGAUUCCUGGCUUACUCAUAUGAACUAUGCAUAUAGUUAUACUGUAGUUUACUCAAGUAUUUAACUACAUAUAGAUUGUCAACGAGAUUGAAAUCCACAGAUCAUUGAACUAUCCCUAUGUGGUUGGUUUCCAUGGCUUUUUCGAAGACGACAAAAACGUUUAUAUUUUGUUGGAACUCUGUAGUCGCAAGGUAAGCUUCUUGAGCAGAAAAAUGUUUUGAAUAGCUUCUAAUUCACCUGUUCUUCUAUAUAAUCGUCACGCCCAAAGCUUGACAUUAUCUUUUAUUUGAUUAUAGAACAAUUAUAGAACUGAAAACUUAAGUAUACUUUGGGACUUUUGCGCAUGUACUAUGAAACUCGAAAUAAAACACAAUUUAAACUUUCACUUGAAUGUAAGCAGUUUAAACUAAACUCAAGUAGGUAAAUUAUUAUCUGACACCGCCUUGUGACUAAUUGGUACCUGCAAUUUUUGUGUUUGAAUUAUAAACAAAUGAAUGAUAAUUUUCCCGGUAUGUGGAUUAUGUCCACAUAAGUUCUACAUGUUACCUAAACAAAUUUACACGAUAAUUGUUGCGGUUUAUGAUCAAAGUUUGCCGCCAAAUUUAUCCGAAGCAAAAUAACGAUGUGGUCUGAUCCAAAGAAAAUAUUAUGUCUGCCCCUCCCGUUAAUAAAUAAAUAUAUAUCAAGGAACAAAUAGCCCAUAACUGCAGGUACUAACAACUUUUGAAAACAAGCUUUGCACGAAAAUGGAUAAAAACUGGAAAGUCGACAAGAAGAUUAUUGCCCCUCCCGCCUCAAUUAGGGGGCAAAAAGAAAUUUGUCCAACUUUUUUUGCAUUCUGCCCGACUUAUGAAAAAACCUUUUCCGUGUAAAAUUCCAAAUAUUCUUCUACAAUUUCCAAUGCGUUUAACAUUAUACAUAUUUCUCGCAUUAUCGACUAAUCACUAUUAUCUUGCGACAUAUUUAUUGCUUUCAAAUUUAUUUCCCGCAUCCUUUUUACAACUUACGUUUAUAAUUUUCCCAACAACAAUUUUAUUGGGAGGAUGCAGCACCCAUGCCCCCCCCCCCUUCUGCCUCGUACGCUUAUAGUGUAAAAAGGAUGCAAAAGCGGGCAGUCGGCUCAAUUCCCCCCCCCCCGAACAUUAGCGAGCUUAAGCAUCUAGGACGGGAACACGACGGCGACGGCAAACAAAUUCGUUGAACCAAACGAUUGCAGAAGAAAACCUGUCGUCUAUUAUCCAUCGUAUAAAAAUAAUACUUUUUAAGGAUCAAAAUUAACACUGGGUUUAUGACUGAGAAAAGUUCUAGGACCCAAUUUAAAAUAGCAGUUGUCCCAGCUUGAAAUGUAAGCGUUGUAUAUACAAGACGUGAUAAUCUGUAUUUCGCCGUUGCAAAACAGAGCUACGGCGACGUCUAAAACGUCCGUGAAAUUUUCAAUUAGUAAUUUUUGCUCGUUUUCUUGCAUUCACAUGAUAUUAUUGGCCGUUCUCAUUCAACUUUUGUUCUGCUUUGUUGAAGUUCUUAAUAACGGUGGUUCUUUAUAAUAUAAAAGUGUAAAAUUUAAGGCAGUUUCUUGACACGUCCCCGUACUAGAUUAAGCUUCGCUUAAGUUCGCUAUUAUAUACAUGGUAGGAGGGGGAUGCAAAGUGGGAAUGACACAUAACACCAACUUGCAUUUAGAAAAUUAUACGGUUUCUAAGUAGAUGAUAUUCUGUAUAAAGACGUCCUUGGUUGGGAUAAUUAAUUAAUUUGGUUGGUGCAUUUUCUAAUGUAAACUUUUGAUAAAUAUCAGGAGUAAGCAAUGCAUAUCAGCAGUUUACACAUCACGUUUGAGGGCAUGCGCAAUGGGAAACGGCAAAAUUGGCAAUGGGGAGGAAAAGUUUCAUUUCCCUAUACCUGCUCAUCGUGCAUUUCUAUUAUUCUUAUUACAACACAAUCGCUUUAAUACGUUAUAGUUAUAGUUACAGUUACAAGGUAACCGAUUCCAACUAAAGUCUAACUAAAUUAUAACGUAACCGAGUCCGAGACUAAAAACACUCUGGUCAAAAUUUCCUGGGGCCAGUUGUACGAAGGCCGGAUACAGCGCUAUGUCCAGCGGAUAGUGAUUUUUUCAAACUUUUUAAAUCAGUCGUUGAUUAGUAUAACUCGUAUUAAAAUUUAUGGUAUUUAUAAGUUAAAUGUUUUUUAAACUUCUUAUGUCGUCUAUAUCCGUAGUUUCAAAGUUUUUCAAGCAUUUCUGCAAAGGUUGGAAAAUCACUAUCCUGUGAUAACGCUAUCUGGCCUUCGUACAACCGGCCUCUGGUUAACUUACUAAAUAGAAAUAAUCCUAUAUUUCAGUUACUUAAUUGUCCUGGUUAAAUUUCCUGGUUAUUUUAGCCUUUUCCUACUACAGUCUAGUUAAUAUGCUGAUUAAAUUAACCAACUAUGUUAGGUGGAUAAAUAAGUUCCAAGGGUGGGUUGACUACAAAAUUUUUGUAGUUCGCUAUAAGUACAGCUACUUCAAAAAUAUGUAGUCAGCUGCAACUACUGCUACUUUUGAAGAAAAGUAGUUCGCUACUGACUACAGCUACUGCUUAAAAAAUGUAGCGAACUAUUUCGCUAUUUCGCUACUCUACAUUUUUUUAGUUUUACGGUACUUGGAGCAUCCACUAGCUCAGGCUGUAAUAUAACCUAUAACAAAUCGACUUACGAGUAGCAACAGUAAACAAAAAGAGUCAAAGGAACAUUUUUGUAAGCACUACAGUGUUCAGGAGUGCCACUUUUCAUUGCGCUAAAAUAAUCUUUACUGUAUAAAAUAAUCUUUUAAGCUAACCGUGUCUUAAUAUCAUUCUAUUCUAUGAACGGUUGCUAACAAUUUUAAAAAGUAGCGAAUAGCGAUUCGCUGUUUGAAAAGUAGUCAACUACUUGGCUACUUUUAGGCAAAAUGUAGUUCGCUAUAACUACAACUACUGUUUUAAAAAAGUAGUCAAAAAUUACUGGCUACUUGAAAAUUGUAGUUCGCUACAGUAGUGAACUACAACUACUUCGCUACUACCCACCCUUGUAAAUAACCAGGGGACCAUAUUUAGUUAUCCACCCUGCAUAGUCUGGUUAUUUUAACAAGGACGGCGUGGUCAAAUAUAACCAGAUUCCUGGUUACAUUAGCCAGACUAUGGUAGGAAGUGAGAUAAAAUAGCCAGCAAAUUCAACCAGGAAUAUUAAGUUAACCGAAAUGAGUGUUUUCUCCAAGUUUUCUCCAAGUAUAUAUAUAGCGGAUAUUAUACGGCGGCGCGAAGAUCACUUUUAUUUUCGAGUGGUGAAAACAAUAUUUUACGAACGAGCGCAGCGAGUGAGUAAAAUAUUGUUUUUAACACGAGAAGAUAAAAGUCAUAUCUUCAAGCCACCGUGUAAUGUUCUGUUUAUUAUAUAGUUCCAAGCAGAAAAUUGUGAAAUUUCACGCUCAAAAGCAAAUUGGAAAAAGUCACGUGAUCGAUAUCUUCACUAGUGACGAUAUGGAAAAUAUUUCACUGUGUAUUUUUCAGUAUCUCACUCUCUACUAUAAUUAUAAUAAAUAGAGGAUAUUAGACGGUUGCGAAGAGAUAUGGAUUUUAUGUUCGAGUGUCAAAAACAAUAUCUCACUCGUUCGCUGCACUCAAAUUGUUGUGCUCGCGACUCCCGCGGAUAUCCAGAAUAUUUCCGGUUUAGUGUACACUUCCGCUCAAAAAAUAUGCACCGGAAAGGCACCGGAACAAAGCUAUGAUUGUCGAAAAUGCUAAUUUAAAUCAAUUUCGUACGAAAUGAAAGAAAAUAUCAACUUCUGAAAACUUCGUACUCAAGACAACGAGUUUUGCAAAAAAAUUCGUACUCAGAUUGGCGCCGGCUACGAGUUUCUCGCGUCAGUACGAGUUGGCGUGAGCGCACAACGAGCGUUUCGCGUAAAAAUGACAAAUUUCGUACUCGUAGUCGUACUCGUACUCCUUGCUAAAACUCUAUUGUUUUUGCCACUCGAACAUAAAAUCCAUAUCUCUUCGCAACCGUCUAAUAUCCUCUAUGUAUACAUCUAAUAGACGUACAACAUGCAUGGAGUCAAAUCGUUCUUCAUGCCUUCUUUGCCUAUCCUGUUGUGUUUACUCCGCUGGACAGAAUAUUAAUAUUUGGCAUUAAUGGAACUAACAUGCAGUAUACUACUUUACCAUAUUUUUAGUCUCUGGUUCAACUGCUGAAACAACGGAAAUCACUGUUGGAACCAGAGGUCCGCUACUUCAUGAGACAAGCCAUUAAAGCUUGCAGUUAUCUACAUUCUCAAAAUAUUAUUCACCGUGACAUCAAGUUAGGAAAUUUCUUCAUAAAUAAUGAUAUGCAGUUAAAACUUGGUGAUUUUGGACUGGCUUGUCGUGUUGGAGCUUCUACUCACGAUGAUAUGUAAGUUGUACAAUAAACUUAAGGCCCAUUUGCACGAUACGACUAGUCGUAUACGAUUGUCAUCCCUGCGUAUGAAAACGACUACUGGCGCCACUAUUCCUGUUCAUCAGUUUACAAGGGCGAAAUUUGUAAUGUGGCGUCUUCCCACGCAUUUAUUCCAGUACAUACGCCAUUAUAAGAAUCGUAUACGACUAGUCGUAUCGUGCAAAUGGGCCCUAAAAGGACUUUUCUUUAAAAUAUUUUUAUCUUAAUAGAAAGCAUAUCAUAUUUUAUCAAAAUUAACUGCCCACCGGGCACACGACGUUGUUUCAACGUUGAAAUUUGGUAGAAAAAAGGUUGCGACGUCGACAACCUAAUAUCUACGUUGCUCUGACGUUGUUUUACAAACAUUGGUUCAACAGCAGGCAACAGACGUUAAAUUAACGUUCAUUAAUGGUUAAAUGUACGACGUCGAUUUGUGAACCAAUCUCAAUGUUGUUUUAACGUGGAUUCAACGUUGAAUUAUGGUUGACGAGAUUGGCAACCUAAUUUCAACGUUGUUUCAACGUCUAAACAGUAACGUCGAUCCAAUUUACAUAGUCAACCCUUUUUCAACGUCUAUCCAACGUCUGGAAGGUCAUUUCCAACGUUGAUUCAACGUUGGAUAAACGUCAUUUUGCCCGCUGGGUGUUUAGUAAAAAAAUGGUGGGAAAAUAUUGAACAUUUACCAAAAGGUAGUUUGACACCAAAAAUGUGUAAUUCCUAAAUUUCAUGAAAAAUUGCAAUUUCAGGACCGUUUGUGGUACACCUAAUUACAUUGCCCCCGAGGUGUUGAAGAAAGGUCGUCAUGGUUACGAGGUGGACACGUGGGCACUGGGUUGUGUAAUGUAAGUAUCACCAGCAAUUAUUUUCCGACAAAAAUGUAAAGUUAAUUGAUUGCGUGACCAUUUUGACAAAUUCAGGAGCUUUAUCAAGAGCUUUAUAUUCAAAUCUAAAGCAAACUAGCGUAAAUUAAUGGUCUGAGGUAAAGCCAUUAUAGAUUUCUGCAAGCCAAUGAACGCUUCCGGAAAGUACAUCACCUUGGUUAUAGAGCCACGUUUUCGUGUUUGCGACGUUAGGCUUUAAUAAAUGUCAUAUACUCGAAAACGAGGCUCUAUAGCCAAAGUCAGACGUACUAUCCGCAAUGGUGCAUUCACAAGUCGCUAAGGACGUUUAUCAUUUAAGAUCUUUAAGUGCCUAUGACACGAAAUUUCACCCCAAAUGUUUAUGAUUGCAUUGUAAGAUCACUUAAAAUGACUUAAUAAUUUCUUUUAUUGAAUUUUGGUAACUUGCUCCUUUUUUAAGAUAUUCAACUUUGUUUCAUAUGCAAAUAUCACCAGUGUGACAUAUCACAUCACAUAAUGAGUUUUCAGAAAAGUAUAAUUUUCUUGACGAAUACGUAUCUAAAAAACUUUAAAAUUGCCCUUGUAUAUGUAUUAAUUUCAUAACUAGCAAGUAACCCUCUGUGCUUGUUUGUAAAAAUAUUUUAUCAAGGUAAAAUAUUGCGUUUUUAAAAUGUCAUUAUGCGAUGUGAUGUCACACCGGUGAUAUUUGCAUAUGAAACAAAGUUGAAUAUCUUGCAAAGGAGACAAGUUACCAAAAUUCUAUAAAAGAAAUUAUAAAGUCAUUUUAAGUGAUCUUUACAAUGCAAUCAUAAACAUUUGGGGUGAAAUUUCGUGUCAUACGCACUUUAACGUAAUAGUAAUAUAUAGAUGAUUGACGAUCUAUAUGUGAGAGGAUCGCUCUAUCUACAAGAGCAUGACUACAACUCAACAUGAAUACAUUUGUCUGCUUUAUAUCACGUUGUAAUUCGUUUUCUUAGGUAUACUCUUCUGGUUGGUCGACCACCUUUUGAGACAAUGUCUCUGAAAGAAACUUACACUCGCAUCAAAACUAACCAGUAUGUCAUCCCAUCAAGAAUUUCAAGAUCUGCAGCGAAAUUGAUACAGAAAUUCCUUAGUAAUAAUCCACAAAGCAGACCAUGUCUUCACACAGUUUGUGAAACCGACGAAUUCUUCGUGAAAGGUUUUGUUCCUAGUUCAUUACCAUCAUCAUGUUGUAUGGUGCCACCAAGGUUUACCGCUCUACACAGAUCAUCUUCCACUUCUGAACAGAAAGGGACUAUAAAACCAACUUCUGAUAAGAUAAACUAUGUUCUCACAAAACUACAGUUAAAUGAUGAAAAUACAAAUGAUAGGUCAAAAUGGAUUGACAAGGAAACAAAAAGUUCAUGCAGUUCUAGCCCGACGCAAGGUAAGGCCGUAAGGUAGUUGGGUAUUCAGUUGGAUUAUAGUCGUAAAUACACCUGGCUCAAAAACUUGUACAAAAUAUUCCAACGCUGAUAUCAUAAAAGUCUAACUCCCCGACUAUUUAAAGGGCUUUACAAUCGAAACGUCCAAGUUCUGCUGAUAUUUAAUAGAUCAGUUGUAUCUCUCUCAAUAGACAAAUUUGGCUAACGUUGUUUGCAUCGUUGCCACCCAACUAGCAAUUACAGCUUUUAAUUUCUGCGUGCAGGGGACGAUGGGAAGUAAGGUAUCACAUUGCUGAUUAUGCUAUCACUCCGUGUAAACACGGAGUGAUAGCUUAUACACAUGUAAAUAUUGAAAUAUUUCGGUUGCUUCGGUAGUUUUUAUUGAAAUUUUUCAGCAUAAUCAGCAAUAUGAUACCUUACUUCCCAUCAUCCCCUGCAGGCUUAAACUAAAAGCUGGAAUUGCCAAUUCACAGCUUUGCUCUUUAGAUAACUCACAGUCAUAAUUACUGUAGUUGUUGUCUUUUACAGAAACAUAGAAUUAGAAUCGAAGCACAGCAAAAUUGAGAAUUCUUACCUAGAAAAAAAAACAUGUAUAGGAGUUAUAAUCACUCAUGUAAAUAAUUCUGAAGCUUUCAUGGUUACCUUUGUUCUAUUCUAUGCUUCUGUGAACUAGAACAAUAGUAACUAGGGAUGUGAGUUAUCUAAGAAAGUUGUGAAUUUGGUAUAACAUGCAGAUGCUAACCAAAUUUGUCUAUCCGUUGUACGAAAGCCAAAAGACUACUAUUAAUACCCUCCAAUUUAAAUUAAGUUCACUAGUUUAUUCGCACUUUAUCAGAAAAGUAGUUCCUUGCCAACAUGCGCAAGAUCAUGUUCCUAAUUAUACUUAUAACAUUCGUUUUAUUCUGUAGAUCCAACAAUCCAUCUUGUUUCACCUGACGAUCUAUACCGCAAACUCUCGGCAUGUUUAACAUGCAUGCCAAAGGUCAGCGACAGCUCACCGUCAGUUGAUAUCUCGACAACUUCAACUGAAAGCACAAGACUUUCAAGUAUUUCAACAAAUGACGGAAGCUCAUCGGACACUUUAAGGAAACUUUAUGUAUGUAAAUGGGUCGAUUACAGCAAUAAAUAUGGAUUUGGUGCGGAGCUUUCCGAUGGAAGCGUUCUUGUAAGGUUUAACGAUGGAUCAAAAAUGACAUUGACACGCGACAGACAGUAAGUGAAAUAUUGUACAAAUUGCGUACAAAAUGUGAACAUGGUUUAACAUUUUUUAUACACUUAUAAAAAAAAUGACAGAAAUAUUAACUAACUAAUAUUUGUGGACCACGCGGGUAACGUUACCCGUAUUGGGUUUGUUGUUAAGGACGAAAUCAUUAUGUCAAUAAGUUUAGAUUGAAUCAUUAAUGAGAAUGAGAACAUGAAAAUUUUUUUUAUAUUUCUCAUGUUGCCGCAACUUCUGUGCCUGCAUAGACGGUUAUAUUUUCAAAAUAUGUUAGGAACAAACCUAAAAUAUUUUGAAUAGCCAAGGAACAUUUAAUUAUUGCCGUCUACAUACAGGCACAGACCCUGAGACCCUCAGUCCUAUAUGGGUGAUUCCCCUUCCCCACUCUCCGGCCUGUAAAUGGAAGGCUUUUGUUGGAUAUACUUUCUAAUAAAAAUCGUCAUUAGUCUAAAUAGAUGAAUUUCAGGAGGGGUACCUCAUAUAAUCCACUUUAGUAAGAAUCUUGUUUUCCAAGGAUACGAUUCGGGAAAACAGGUAUUUCUAUUUACGCACACGCUGCAGUCCACAAUAAUUUUGGCCAGGGGUAAGACUUUUUCAGAUUUUUUCAGUUUAAUAAAAAUAUCUUGUUACCUUCGGAACCAAUAAUAUAAGAUUAAUUGUUAUUAACGUGAUAAUUGGUGUUCAUCACUAUCAUUGAAAUAAAAGUACUUGCUUUUUCCAGGUUAGUUCGCUAUUGUGGCAAAGAGAAACAAAUUUGCUCUUUCCAUCCGGAAUCUGCACCAGAAAAACUGGGAAGAAAAGUGAUUCUUUUGGAAUAUUUUGCAACUUAUAUGGAAAAACAUCUCUUGAAGGUAACGUUACUUAUAAUCCAUUGUUAAAAGCUUAUUUACACCAUACGAUUAGUCAUGAUCAUAUAAGGUGAUUAUCAUUCUGGCGUAUAAAUUUACGAUGCCCCGAAUGCCAUGAUUGUUCCUAUGGCUAUGCAUCAGUUUAUUGCGAAUUAAUAGAAAUCGUUUUGGGUUCUUAUUCGAGUACUGAGUACAUGCAUGCACCAGGAUAAAGAAUCGUACACGACUAAUUGUAUCUUGUCAAUGAGCUUUAAGAAAAAAUCAUAUCUUUUCUCACAGUAUUCUGGUUUCAGAAUAUGCAUGCAUCCUAUAUCGAAUUUCGGAACUCCACUCUUCUGCCUUCUUCAGGGCCAGCAGUGAUCUAAAGUCGCAACAUGGAUUUUUUACAUGUUCUAAAAGAUGAAGUUUUCAACCACGUAGUUGCAGAUAUUCUCAUGCACGUUUGCAACCUUAAUCCACAUUCAAAGCGGAAAUCCUUUAAAUCUCCCGUGAUGAAGUUUCAUGACUGGAGUGUCCAAACGUUGGGUUGUUGAUGUAACAUUUUCUGGGUGUAAACAAACUUCAAAAAGAUUACUCAACUUUCUAAUCAAGAACAAGUUUGUUCAAUUACAUUUUUCAUUUUAGGGUACACGCCAAGAGAACACAUUAAGCACUUUAGACCGUGAAUCUACGCCUUUCUUGGCAAUCUGGGUUCGAACUCAGAAAGCAAUGGUAAUAUACUUGAGCAACGGAACUAUGCAGGUAUUAAUAACCACAUUUGUAGUUUAUUAUCACAGAUAUUUACAGAGGAUAGAAACAUUUGAAAGAUAAACAUUAGUAAGCAUUACCAAAUAUAUUUUUAUACAUUAACAUGCAGGGCCGCCGAGAGAAUUCGCGGGGCCGGGGGCAAAUCUUCUCUGGGGGCCCCAUGACAUCAUUAUUUUGCUAGACCCAACUAUAGACAUUAGCUAGACUGCAUGUGGAGAUACUGAAAGGGGCCCUCAAUUUCAAAAUUGCUGUGACCAAUUUAAAGAAACUACUCAAUUUCAGGCUCUCGCUCUCAAGUUGGGGCCCUAUUAAGGUGGGGGCCCGGGGCAAUCCCCCCCCUGCCCCCCCUCUCGGCGGCCCUGUUAACGUGCUCCCUGCCCCAGAAUUAUUGCCUCUAAAAUUGUAUAUUCUACAUCUUCGAGCGAUAAGAAGUGUCGAUUGGAAGUCUGAUCAUAAAUGCAUUUGGCGAUAUUUUUCUUUUGCCCUCUUCCCAUGCACCGUUACUUUUGUCCACGUUUAAAUAUAGUUACAGUGUUGGUCUUCAAGAAAAAUGUAUCGCAAAUCUCUUUCCUUAUACAGUCUGCUGGUCUGGUAUUAAAAAUAAUAAAAGAUCUUCUGAAGAAAUUAAAACAAAAAUAAAUUCAUUAAAAACAGUACAGUACGGUACGGUACGGUACGGUACGGUACGGUACGGUACGGUACGGUACGGUACGGUACGGUACAGUACAUUUAAAAGUGAAUGGAAUUUUCUGAAAUUUGUUUCAUUUAACAAUUCUUUGUUUUUCUUUGCAGGUGAAUUUCUUUGGUGAUCACACAAAAAUCAUUCUCAACCCAGGUGCACAUGACGAGCUCGUGACAUUUAUUAAUGAGAACCGAGAACAUUCAGACUAUAUUUUAUCCAAUAUAUUACAAUAUGGCUGCCCUCAAAAUGUUGCUACCAGAUUAGAGUAUUGCAAAAUGAUGUUGAGAAAACUAAGCGGAUUUGCUUCAGAGGAAACGUCAAUUUAGGGACACACGAUAGUACCGUGUGUAAAGUCUGUUACGUCCACUAUAACAGUGUGUAAUUGUCUGAAUUUCUACACAAUGGUAGAAUGGUACGUAGAAGGUAGAAGCAAAAGUCAAACACUGGAUAUGGCAGUAGAGUUUUAGAUCGUCAGAAAUAUUUUUAUGUAAAUACUUUCUAUUUAAUUAAACAGAUUUGUAAUAUAUUUUAUAUUUAGGUUUUUAAUAAAUAUUUUGAAGAAUAAAAACAGCAUUAUUUAUAGAGGCUUAAUAGUCUAGCUUAACUAAUCAAUAGUAGGCCUAUUAUUCAAAAGCAAUGCAUGCAUAUAAAAUGUUCUUGUUUAUUUUUUCAAAUAGUCAUUAAGGCUACGAAUAGACUACAUCGUUAUUCUUAUGAGCAAGUGC